This is a messenger RNA of Poecile atricapillus (Black-capped chickadee), 1077 nucleotides long. RefSeq names its product HAUS augmin like complex subunit 1 (gene HAUS1). Gene Ontology annotation, cellular component: cytosol; HAUS complex. The record is from RefSeq and is a predicted model, not a curated record. Lineage: Eukaryota; Metazoa; Chordata; Aves; Passeriformes; Paridae. Gene Ontology annotation, biological process: spindle assembly; centrosome cycle. The coding region runs from base 15 to 890 and encodes 291 amino acids. The transcript has 9 exons.
AGGCUCCGGGCGGCAUGGCGGCAGCGGCGGCGCCGGAGGAAGCCCGCGAUCCCUUUGAGGAGAAGCUCAUACGGGUUACCUUAUGGCUAAAGAAAAUAUAUGGGGAUAUGCCUAUUCCAGAGUAUGAGGUGAAUGAAAGGACGGUGGAAAUUUUGCAUGAAGUUAUGGAGUGCAAUGAAGAGAGAGACAGGGAUGUUACAUUGCUGAUAGAGGACAUGAAGGACCGAGCAACCAAAUACGAAGAAGAAGCUAAGUACUGGCAGGAUAUUCUUGGAGAAAGCUUGGGUCUCUCUGAAGGCAGUCUGUCCCUAGAAGCCAUCACAGACCUCACUGAUCUGGUAGAAAGUGCAGUGGAACUCAAAGUGGAGGACACGUCUCUUACCAGCUUCUACAGUGCCAUCAAUAACAUGACCUCGGAAUUGUAUGAAACAAAAUCAGAAAACGAAAAACUGGAACUGGAAUUGAAGACCCUCACAAAAAAGCUAACUUCAGCACUGAUGAUGGAAAAGAAGUUAGAGGAGGAUAUUGAAAAAUUAAAGGAAUCUCAGGAAGCAGAAAAGGCUGAAGCUGAGAUUCAAUUAAAGGACUUGAAGUUCCUGGAAAAUAAAUCUGUGGAUCUAAAAAUAAGGAUCAGUGAUGCUGAGGAAAAACUUGUUGCCAUGGGGAUGGACCAAUCCCUGACGCAUGAGGCACUCAUGAAAUCAUCUGAGGAACUGGCUGCACUGGAGAAAGAAAUUGAGCCAUUGAAGAAUGAAGUGGCAUCCUACCAUGAUUUACCUCUUAGCAUUCCCCUGGCACGAGUGAAGGUUGAAGAAGCGAGAAAAGAACUUAAAGCCUUGGAAGAAGAGCUCACAAGGGAGGUCCAGUCUCUGCCUUUUGAGAAGACAUAGCCCAGCAAGCCCCAGUUCACCUCAAGUGGCCUAUGUGGAACGUGUUUUUCCUUCUGUUGCCUACUUGUACAUAGCAAUGCAUUUCAGAAUUCUUACUGUACCUUGGCAGCUUCCUGCUGUGUUCUUCUCUCUGUUGGUCUUGUGCUUGUAAACUUCACCUACUUUUCAUUAAAUAACCUCCACACUU